This is a messenger RNA of Balearica regulorum gibbericeps (East African grey crowned-crane), 980 nucleotides long. The record is from RefSeq and is a predicted model, not a curated record. NCBI's taxonomy places the organism in Eukaryota, Metazoa, Chordata, Aves, Gruiformes, Gruidae.
CUCUCUGCUGGCAGAGGCACGAGGUUCCCUAGAAGAUGGGCGACUGGGGUUUCCUGGAGAAACUGCUGGACCAAGUCCAGGAGCACUCGACUGUGAUCGGGAAGAUCUGGCUCACUGUGCUCUUCAUCUUCCGCAUCCUCAUCCUGGGCUUGGCCGGGGAGUCUGUCUGGGGGGACGAGCAGUCGGAUUUUGUGUGCAACACCAAGCAGCCAGGCUGCACCAAUGUCUGCUAUGACAAAGCCUUCCCCAUCUCCCACAUCCGUUACUGGGUGCUCCAGUUCCUCUUUGUCAGCACCCCAACCCUGAUUUACCUUGGCCACGUUGUCUAUCUCUCCCGGAAGGAGGAGAAGCUAAAGCAACAGGAGAGCGAGCUUCGGGCUAUCCACAGCAAGGACCCGAAGAUUGAGGAGGCCCUGGCAGCUGUGGAGAAGAAGAUGUCCAAGAUCUAUGUGACAGAGGACGGGCGGCUCAAGAUCCGAGGGGCGCUGAUGUGGACAUACAUCAUCAGCGUGAUCUGCAAGAGCAUCUUUGAGGCUGGCUUCCUUGUUGGCCAGUGGUACCUGUACGGCUUCUCCAUGGUGCCCCGCUAUGUGUGCAAGAGGGACCCCUGCCCCCAUCAGGUGGACUGCUUCAUCUCUCGCCCUACCGAGAAGAGCAUCUUCAUCAUCUUCAUGCUGGUGAUGGGCCUGAUCUCCUUAAUCCUGAACCUCCUGGAGCUUUUCCACCUCUGCUGCAAGAACCUGCUUAGCAACAUCAAGAAGGUGUCGGUGCCGACCAGCCCAAGCAGGGACACCUUUGCCGAGGACAUGGUCUCAGGUCCCUACCCGCCCAAGCACUACCCCUUCCUGCCCAUGGCCGAGAGCCACAUGCCGCCCUACCAGGCCUACAACAAGCUCUCCAGCGAGCAGAACUGGGCCAACUUCCACAACGAGGAGAACCUGGCGCUGGGCAGAGGCAGCAGGCCCCUGUCAGACCCCUAC